Molecule: messenger RNA, 1107 nt
Organism: Closterium sp. Naga37s-1
Lineage: Eukaryota; Viridiplantae; Streptophyta; Zygnematophyceae; Desmidiales; Closteriaceae
Source: the annotation of a GenBank genome assembly
AUGUCAGUCGAGGUAACGGUCGACAAGAAGGGAUCUUCCACGAACCUUCGCAGCUCCGCGUCGUCCGCCACGUCAGCCGGAAAGAAGAGCUCCGCCGGCUCAGAUGCUCCAAAGAAGAGCUCCGCAGGUUCCGGCGCGAGUUCCGCUCCCAUCGUCUCCAAUUCGUCAGCCUCAGGAGGCGUCACAACGACCAACAGCAGCGGGCCUGGCGGCGGCGGCGCGGGCAGCGCAAAGAAGUUCAAACUAGCAGAGCUGAAGGCGGCGACGAACUCGUUCAGCAAGAAGGGCGUGCUGGGCGAGGGCAGCUUCGGGGAGGUGUAUCGGGGCACGCUGACGGACAAGGUGACGGGCGAGGUGACCAAGGUGGCUGUCAAAAUGCUCAACGCGGAGAGCUCCCAGGGCAUGGACGAGUGGCUGGCGGAAGUGCUGCUCUUGCCGAGCCUGAACCACCCGAACCUGGUGCGCCUGGUGGGGUACUGCGCGGAGAAGGGCGAGGCGCUGCUGGUGUACGAGCUCUGUGAAAACGGCAGCCUCGACGACAAGCUAUUCCCCUCGCGCAUGGAGGAGGUGUUUGACUGGAACUCGCGGCUGAAAGUGGUGCAAGGUACAGCGGGCGCGCUGGUGCAUCUGCACGAGCACAACGUCAUUCACCGCGACCUGAAACCGUCCAACAUCCUGCUGGGAGAUGGUAUGGAGGCGAAGCUAACAGACUUUGGGAUGGCGAAGCAGGCAGCAGAGGGGGUGAGCCAUGUGAGCACACGAGUCAUGGGCACUCUGGGCUACCUCGACCCCGCCUACAUGGAGACUGGCUGCCUUCGAGAAAAGAGUGACGUGUUCUCAUUUGGGGUCAUCCUGCUGCAGGUGCUGACAGGGAAGGACGCAGUGGAUGAUCGGAACAUCAAGCUGGCAACAGCCAUGCACAAGCACCUGCACCCCAACGUGGCGGACCCGGACAAAUGGAUCGACCCAAAGCUGCAGGGCAAGUACCCGCGGAAGGGCGCUCUCAUGAUGGCUGCGAUCGCCAAGCAGUGCAUUGCUGAUAAUGCCGAGGACAGGCCGGAAAUGAGCGACGUGGAGGAGUUUCUGAAUGACAUCCAGAUGAUGUAG